CCCGUUCAGUCGGUGGGCAGCCGCCGUUCCGACCGCUCGCGUCCACUCCGCGCGCUCCGCGAUGACGUUCACGCCACGUGAAUAUUUAUGAUGCGAUCAACGCUUAAAUGGCACAGCCGCGUCGCUCGCGUACCGUAAAAUGCCAAUGAAAACUUGCCGCAGAACUUUUCGUCUGUUAGUGUAUGUGUUGUUCUAUCAUGUGGUCGCCGCUGAGCCGCACGAGUGCGGGUACCGCCAGGAGACGGACUCUGAGGAUGCGGUGCUGUUCUGCAAGAUACGCACCAUCAGCAGCAUGGAUCUCCUGCUGCAGAACAUCUCCAGGACCCAUUACGACGACAUCACGUCGCUGCACGUUCAGUGCAGCGAGAUUCUGUUCUUCGAGAGCUCUUUAACUACUAACUCGGAGAAGAAAAGCAAACAUACGAACUUGUCAAAACUGCGGGAACUGGUUGUGGAUAAGUGUAAACUGCGACAGAUUCCCGCGCGGGCCUUUGAGAACUUCAAGGAUUUGAAGCGACUCCACGUGACGACGUACAACAACGAGUGGUCAGCCAUGACCAUGGAGAUCAACGAGCAAGCCUUCGCCGGGCUUAACGAGCUGAUAGAACUCAACCUGAGCGACAACAACAUCUGGAGCACGAAAACAGAAACUUUCUGCUCGCUCUACAGUUUGAAAACUCUAAACCUGACUAACAACCACUUGCAAAACAUAAAGACUAUCGGAUUUUCUGAUUCGUUUAGAGAACAAAACUUAAGCGUAAGAAGUUGUAACUUAGUUAUAGAAGUGCUUGACUUGUCGUAUAAUGAUUUAAUUGUAGUUACUGACAAUAGUUUGUCGAAGUUGCGUUCACUUUCCAAAUUGUUUUUGCAAAACAAUGCUAUUUCUACCCUAGAAGAUAAUGCCUUCGAGGGGUUGCUCAGCCUACAGGUCUUAAACUUAUCUAGUAACUUUAUGAACGAAGUUCCACCGGAUUUAUUCGCAGAUACGAAGUCUCUAAAAGAGAUUUAUUUCAGUAAUAAUACUAUGAAAGUAUUGCCGCCGGCGCUUUUUAACGGGUUAGAACAUCUACAAAUUUUAGACUUAUCACAAAAUGCACUGACUAGUAAAUGGGUGAAUAAGGGUACAUUUAAAGGACUACUUCGAAUGGUCAUAUUAAACUUAUCCUAUAAUCGUUUAAAUAAAAUCGACCGUUAUCUUUUCCAAGACUUGUACAGUUUACAAAAGUUAAAUUUAGAUCAUAACGAAAUUAAUUAUAUCGAUGAGCACGCAUUUGAAGAGUUGAGAAAUUUGCACUCAUUGACUUUAUCAAACAAUAAAUUAACGCACAUUCAUUCCCACCUUUUCACUGACUUGCAUGUUUUGCACGAACUUUUUAUAGACAACAAUUUAAUAAAGCACAUAGACGAGAACGCUUUUGACAACAUGACGGCUAUAGAAGACUUGGGUUUGAACGAUAAUCUUUUAUCGUCUAUUCCUGUAUCAAUUCGCAAGCUCCGCUCGCUGAGGUCAUUGGACAUUGGCAACAACAAUAUAACCCAUCUGAACCGGGAAAACUUUCGCGGCCUCUCCGAACUUUUCGGGCUGCGCUUAGUUGAUAACAAAGUAACAUAUUUAAAUGACGAUACUUUCGAACAUCUGCCCCAGUUACAGGUGCUCAAUUUAGCCUCCAAUAACAUCAAACACGUCGCGGCCGGUUGCUUUCGUAGAAACGUAAAUCUUAAAUUAUUACGCAUGGAUGGAAACGAAAUAACCAAUUUCGACGGUAUUUUCAGCACUCUCAACAGUCUGGUUUGGCUCAAUAUGUCCCAAAAUAAAAUUAUGUCCUUCGAUUUCCGAAGUUUCCCUAAUAGCUUGGAAUGGCUCGAUCUACAUAAAAAUUACAUUGAAAACUUUAUCAACGACGACAUGAAUACAGAUGUUAAUAUAAAAUUACUAGACCUAAGCUUCAAUAACAUUUCCCAGCUUACUGUGACUUCAAUACCGAAAUCGGUGGAAAAACUUUAUUUGAACCAUAACAAUUUACAGCACAUCCAAGUCGGCACGUUUUCAAAACUACAAAGACUGUCCAUUGUGACGUUAAAUAAUAACAAACUGAUCCAACUUGACAUGAAUGCAUUUAGGUUAGAUCAAAUAGAUGAAGAUAGCGACCUGCCAGAGUUCUUUAUAAGUGAAAACCCAUUUGUGUGUGAUUGUUCGAUGGAAUGGAUUCAACGCAUUAAUUAUUUGAGUCACACUCGUCAAUACCCGAGGGUUCUAGAUUUAGAUAAAUCGCUGUGCUCGCUCGUGUACUCGCGCACUAAAGAAAAGAAAACUAUAAUAGACAUGUCGCCUUCUGACUUCCUUUGCCCGUACGAGAGCCACUGCUUCGCUCUUUGCCAUUGCUGUGAUUUCGUCGCCUGCGAUUGCGAGAUGAUAUGCCCGAGCAACUGUAGAUGCUAUCACGAUAUCACUUGGAAUGCGAACGUAGUCGACUGUUCGAGCGCCGGCUACACAGAAGUCCCGGACAGAAUUCCAAUGGACGCCACCGAGAUAUACUUGGACGGAAACGAUAUCAGUCAUCUGGGAAAUCACGUUUUCAUAGGCAAAAAGAAGCUACAGGUUUUAUACCUCAACAAUACAAAGUUGAUGGAAGUUAAUAACCAAACAUUCAAAGGCGUCGAUUCACUCAGGGUUUUGCAUUUAGAAAACAAUAAAUUAGUCGAGUUAAAAGGAGACGAGUUUUUACAUCUGAAUAAUUUGAAUGAAUUAUACUUAGAUCACAAUGCGAUUGUUCACGUUGCGAAUAAUACAUUUUCUUCGCUGAAAUCCCUUUCAGUGCUCAGAAUAGACGACAACAAACUUGUUAACUUUUUUCCUUGGAAACUGUUAGCGUCGUCUUCUAAAAGUUUAGCUCAUGUUUCUAUAGAAGGCAACCAAUAUUCUUGCGACUGUAAGAGUAUAGCGGAACUAGAUUCUUGGUUGCGUCGCGAUCCAAAUGACCCGGAAAAAAUGUUAUGCACUGAUACCGAGGGCAAGCCUACAAAAAUAACAAUCGCUUCUGUGUUGAGUCAUUGCAAAGAGUACAUGGGCUCUAUUAGCGAUCCCACAGUUAUGAGAGACGAGAUCGUUUCAAAAUCUAUAUUUCUUCCGAACAAUUAUUUCGCCGUGAUCUGCGGUGUGAUAAUUAUCCUUGUAGUCAUUUGUCUUAUAGGUGCUAUAUUUUACGCGUUUCGGUAUGAAGUCAGUGACUGGUUCUAUACGAAAUACGGAGUCCCGUUGUUCAAGGAGCAAUCAUGCCCGGAUGUCGAUCACGUUUUGGACGGCAACCCAAACCACAUGUACGAUUACUACGUGAUAUGUAAUACCAAAGAUAAUAACUUCGUGAAUCAUAACAUAAUGUCAGAGCUAGAGUAUAGGAAAAUGAUUUCGAAGAAGACGAUUAGGAACGAGUCACCGCUAAAUAUUCUCACAAUUGACAGUUUUUCAAAAAGUUCCAAAUUGUCCAAGCGCUUAAUCAUCGUCAUUACAACCAAUUUUAUUUGCGGUGAUCUUUGCGACAUCCAUUUCAAAAACAUAUUCUACAGCUACUUAAAAUCGUUAAACAGGAGUGAUUUGAACAAAGUGAUAUUUAUUAAGUUAGUAGAUAACAACCAAAUAAAUGACGAGCUCUGUUUCGUGUUAGAUAAGUUUAAGAACGUGUCCUGGGGCGACCCCCGCUUUUGGGACCGAUUCGUAGCUCUGCUAAAUUCGACCGAUACUAUUAUCACAGUAAAAGGUUCCGAGCAAAGCAUGUUCAAGAAGUCUCGACAGACGCCGACGUUGAGGUACACAACGAUGCCGGUCACAAACGAUAGUUGCUCAAAGCAGAAUUUCACGAAUUCCUUACAGUAUUGUAAGAGGGACGGCGAAUCGUCUAACAACGAGAGUUCGCCGUCAUCCGACAACACGUACGGAGAGGGGGAGAACUCGAACAAUAGCUACAUGUCCAUCGACAACCGUACAUGUCCUCGGUUUAAUUAUGACCUGAGGUCCCCGGGCGCCGGUCACGUAUAUUCUAGGGUAGAAGAUAUUUCCCCCACUGUCCCGCGCUCUAUAGCGGCCAGCGCUUCGGGAAAAGGCCGUACUUAUUUUGUUUGAGGCACAAUCUCGUUACUUACCCACGUUUUAGUCUAGUUUUUAAGGCUUCAAUGUUGUAACAAGUAUUUAUAUAAUCUGUAUAUAAAACACUGUGAAUAACGUACCAUUCUGUCAAUUUUCACAUACGUAAUCUAGUGUGGUAUUAAAUGUUGGUACGGUAAUUUAUAAUGUACGAAUCGAAACAAUAUUUUGUACAAAAAUGGCGUGAAAAUGUUGAGUCUGAUAAUGGAAAACUUUUCAAAUAUUUAAAUUUAAUAUUAAUCGUAUUUUACAAAGUUUAUUCGAGCUGAAUGAAGUUCGCAAAGUCACUGUAAAACAACACCAAAUAGUUUAAGAUGAUUUUCAUGAUUUUCCUAUAAUAAUCAUUAUUAUAAUGUAAACUAGUAAUGUUAAAAAUAUACUUACUUAUAUCUUUAUUUACACAGUCCUCUUGCUUAAAAUAGUCAUAAUUAUAUCUAUCGCGUCAAAUGAUGAUCCCUAUGACAUUUCCUUCAAGUCGCGUUUGGUUAAAAAAUAAUUGGUUUUUACCGUAUUUUAUUUACUUAAACGUGACAUAGGGUACAUCGCCAAUUAUUAGCCAGUUUUCAAUUACUGGCCACCUAUACUAAAAUGAAUUCUGUGUAUAGGUGAAUAGAACUCAUUUUUGUAAGAGGCGGCCAGUUAUUGAACGAGUGGGUUGUGGAUAAAUUUCAGUUACUGGCCAUUUUCCUUAUACUGAAAAUGAGUUUUAUUUAUCUGUAAAUAGAAUUCAUUUUUGGAAUAGGUGGCCAGUAAUUGAAAACUGGCUAAUAAUUGGAUUUUCGUACCUUAUAUACUAAAAUGAACUUUGUUCACCUAUAAAUAGAAAUCAAAUUAAGUGGCCAGUAAUUGGGGGGUGGCUAGUAAUUGGCGAUGUACCCUAUAUAAAUUAAUGUGCUAGACUUCCAAAAAAUGUCUACAGACAUUUUACGAGACAGCUACUCCAUAUAAAAAUGAACUGUCAUAAGAAAAAGUUUUUUUAUAGGGGCCAUCAUUCGAAGUGAUAGGUAUAUGUGACGUUCCAUGGGAAAAGGUUCCUUAUGGCGGUUGGCGCUUACGAUUAUUACUAACGCCGCUUCCGCCAUAUUAUUGCGUGGUGCUAUGCGACGUAAGCGCCAGCCGCCAUAAGGUACCUUUUCCCGUAGAACGUCACAUAUUAUUUUAAAAUACUUAACUUAUUUUUAGUUCGUUUCGUUUCAGCUUUUUAAAUAUUAUAUUGUAUUAUAAGUUAUUAUUAUUGGCCAAUUUUAUUUUUGCUUAUUGGAAUAUAUUAUUUAUAGCUAAAAGCAAGUAUGUUGAUGUAAUAUUGAUGUGCUUUCUAACAAUAUAACGGAAAGAUGUAAUAUAAUCUAUGUUCGCGAUGUUAAAGUUAUCUAGACCUUUACGGCUACCACGAGUUGACAUUUGACAUUUACUAGCGACUGCGUGAACUCGAUCGCAGUCUCUCUCGAUCGCACGAUACGAGUACAUCAGUGCGAGCGAGUUCACACAGUCGCUAGCGUAAACUUCAAAUGUCAACUCGUGGUAGCGGUACUAAUUGCUUUACGUACCUAUUAUUCUAUAUUUAAGCUAAAUCGUGAUAUUAGGUUUAACAAUUAUAAACUUAAAUAAAUGUAAUUUUUGGAUUGUAAUUAUUAGACGUAAUAAAAUAUUAUUGUUUUGUAUAAAAAUGUACAAAGAUAUCUUGAAGCGGUAAUUAAAUUAUACUGAGACGUUUUGAUACUUACAAA
Cydia fagiglandana is the source of this 5865-nucleotide messenger RNA. RefSeq names its product toll-like receptor 6. Gene Ontology annotation, biological process: signal transduction. Gene Ontology annotation, molecular function: protein binding. Bases 140 to 4117 code for a protein of 1325 amino acids. The transcript has a single exon. The record is from RefSeq and is a predicted model, not a curated record. NCBI's taxonomy places the organism in Eukaryota, Metazoa, Arthropoda, Insecta, Lepidoptera, Tortricidae.